Cyanistes caeruleus (blue tit) is the source of this 958-nucleotide messenger RNA. The record is from RefSeq and is a predicted model, not a curated record. Lineage: Eukaryota; Metazoa; Chordata; Aves; Passeriformes; Paridae.
UUUUCCGAGGAUUUCGGUGACAUCAUCCGGGAGACGCUGCGCCGCACGCGGGAGCGCCACGGACAGGAGUGGCCGUCGGUGCUGCUGCUCAGCCUCACCCAGCUUUUCACGGAGCUGCUGCUCCAGGAGGGCCCCGACGUGCGGGGGCUCCCGGAAUUCCGGGAAAUUCGGGAUCUGGGCCGGAGAUUUUCCCUCUUCUUCAGCCUCCGGCACCUCCGGCACCGGCGGGCGCUGCUGCGGCUGCACAGCGAGGGGAUCCAGUUCGCGCUGCAGCCGGGAACGCCGGGAACGCCGGGAAUUCCGGGAAUUCCGGCGGGAAAUCCGGGAAUUCCGGCGGGAAACGCGGGAAUUCCGGCGGGAAAUCCGGGAAUUCCGGCGGGAAAUCUGGGAAUUCCGGCGGGAAAUCCGGGAAUUCCGGCGGGAAACUCAGGAAUCCUGGCGGGAAAUCUGGGAAUUCCGGCGGGAAACUCGGGAAUCCCGGGAAUCCCGGGAAUUCCAGGGGGUUUCCCGCUGACCCUGCCCUUCCUGGAGGUGCUGAGCGAGUUCUCGCCGCGGCUGCCGGGGCAGGACCGGGCGCCCCUGCUGGCGCUGCUGGAGCGAAGGUGCCGCGAGCGGGGGCUGGGCCCCGAUUUUGGGGGGAAUUGCGGGGAUUUGGGGGCUCCCCUGCUCUGCUACCGCCGCUCCCUGAGCGCCCCCCAGGCGGCCCCGAGCGCCGGCUCCAGCCCGUGGCCCCCCAGCCCCAAUUUGACCUCGACCCAGCUCAGGGGGGGCCCCCGGAGCCGCCCCCCGAAACCCGGCCCUGAGCCGGCCCAAACUGGGAGCGACUGGGAGCAACUGGGAUGGACUGGGAACCCAAACUGGGAUGGACUGGGACGGCUGGGAACCCAAACUGGGAUGGACUGGGAACCCAAACUGGGACGGACUGGGAGCCACUGGGAGUGACUGGGAUGGACUGGGA